Messenger RNA from Alnus glutinosa, 1645 nucleotides. RefSeq lists its product as uncharacterized. NCBI's taxonomy places the organism in Eukaryota, Viridiplantae, Streptophyta, Magnoliopsida, Fagales, Betulaceae. Gene Ontology annotation, cellular component: cytoplasm. The record is from RefSeq and is a predicted model, not a curated record. The coding region runs from base 120 to 1493 and encodes 457 amino acids. The transcript is spliced from 10 exons.
ACGGUCCACAAGUACAUCUUUGAUAUCAUUUUUCUUCCAGAUAACCCCAAUAAACCCUCCCUCGUUCUCUAUCAAAACUCUAAAACCCCAGACCACAAACCUCAGCAUCUCGAGCGACCAUGGCUUCGAUAACCGCGGAACUGGCCACCAACUUCCUCACACUCACUGCUCGCCACCGGACCCAACUCUCACAGCUCCGAGCCACCGUCCUUCCCUUUCUACUGCCACCGAAGACCCGCCAAUCCCAGUCUCUACGCUUCACCACGUCGUCAUUUGGCUCCAGAAUUAUCGCUGUGGAUUUCGCUAGGCCUAGAGGAGGCUCGCGCCGAUUCACGAUGGCUGCCACCGCCACAACGACGCCGCAGAGCGAAGGCUCCGAUGUCUCCACGAAGAUUCCACCCGAUGAUCGGAUUCCGGCCACUAUAAUUACCGGAUUCCUAGGCUCUGGAAAGACAACAUUACUUAACCAUAUCUUGACUGCGGAGCAUGGGAAGCGAAUUGCAGUCAUUGAGAAUGAGUACGGGGAAGUAGACAUUGAUGGUUCUUUAGUUGCUGCAAAAACUACUGGGGCUGAAGAUAUUGUCAUGUUGAAUAACGGCUGCCUUUGCUGCACUGUGAGGGGCGAUCUUGUGAGGAUGAUCUCGGAAUUGGUCAAUAAGAAGAAAGGGAGAUUCGAUCAUAUAGUAAUAGAGACGACAGGAUUGGCAAAUCCAGCUCCUAUCAUCCAGACAUUUUAUGCUGAGGAUCAGGUUUUUAAUGAUGUCAAGUUGGAUGGUGUUGUCACAUUGGUUGAUGCUAAACAUGUUGGCUUUCGCCUGGAUGAAGUUAAGCCAAAAGGAAUAGUUAAUGAGGCUGUAGAACAAAUUGCUUAUGCUGACCGUAUCAUAGUGAAUAAGACUGAUCUUGUUGGUGAGCCAGAAAUUGCUUCUUUGGUCCAGCGAAUAAAGAAAAUAAAUGGAAUGGCUAAUUUAAAGCAGACAGAGUUUGGAAAAGUUGACUUGGAUUAUGUUCUUGGAGUCGGAGGCUUUGAUUUGGAGAGGAUUGAGAGUGUUGUCAAUGCCGAAGAUGAAAAGAAAGAUCAUGACCAUGAUCAUCAUCACGACCAUGAUCACCAUGACCAUCAUCAUCAUGAUGGUGACCAUGAGCAUAAGCACGAACAUCAUGAUGGUCAUCACUCUCAUGAUCACAGUCAUGAUCCUGGUGUUUCUUCUGUCAGCAUAGUUUGUGAAGGGAGCCUAGAUCUUGAAAAGGCUAACAUCUGGCUUGGUACAUUGUUGUUGGAACGCAGCGAGGAUAUAUAUCGGAUGAAAGGUCUUCUAUCUGUUCAGGGCAUGGAUGAGAGAUUCGUUUUUCAGGGAGUCCAUGACAUAUUCCAAGGUUCACCGGAUCGGUUGUGGGGCCCAGACGAAGCAAGGACGAACAAGAUUGUUUUCAUAGGGAAGAACUUGGAUGCACAGGAAUUAGAAAAGGGUUUUAAAGCCUGUUUACUGUGAGACUAACAGAAGGUUUUAUCCGUUCUGAGUCGAAAAUCAUGACUGUUAAUGGUCUUAAGGGUGGUGCAUAUGGAAACUAUGUAUUACUCUCAGUUAAAAUUGUAAUAGAGAAAUAAAUAUUAAUCCAUUGAGCUGUUCGGAGCUGUCAACAA